AUGCGCGUUGCCGGAGGGCGCGGAGAAAGCCGGCCAGCCGCCUCGGCUCGGCACCUACUCCACUCUCGGCGGUGCGCUUUCCUCGCGGCUCUGCCCCGGGGGCCGCAGCCGAUCCCCCCGUCCCAGGCGCCGCCCGUCUCCAGGGACCUGCCGGCUGCCACACCUGCCGCCCAGCAAGCGCGGCGUGCUGCCUGCGGCUGCGGUUUCUACACUCAGUCUGAAUGCCGGGUGAUCAAAAAAUUUGGUCCGCGGCGGGUUCCAGCCACGCCUUCCGACUUCGCUGCCGCCCCCAGGGCAGCAGCAGCAGCCGUCGCCGCUACCACGCCGACAGCCCGUCCCGUUGAUGCCUCCCGCGCAGCUUCAUCCGAGGGGGCGCCCCAGGUGGUCGCUCCGGCACCUGCGGUCCCUCUUCAGUCGCCACCGCCUUCGGAGCUGAUGGACGUCGACCCCUCAGCCGGGCCGCCUUCCCAAGCGGUGGCUGUGCAGCCUGUCCUGCAGCCGCUUUCCUUGGGCACCCCCAAGGAGUCUGACACCGCAGCGCCUUGUCCGGCGCCCACUCGGCAGCCGUCGACGCAGCGUCAGGAGACGCUGCCUCUCUUCGUGGGUCCCGACGCCCCGUCGCGUCCAGUACCAGACGCUGCGCCCGUGGUCACAGGCGUGCACCCUGACCUCGGUUUUCAAAAUCCAAAUGCAAAGACAGCACAAGGAGUAGAGCGUCUCUAG
This is a messenger RNA of Schistocerca nitens (vagrant locust), 723 nucleotides long. RefSeq lists its product as uncharacterized. Lineage: Eukaryota; Metazoa; Arthropoda; Insecta; Orthoptera; Acrididae. The record is from RefSeq and is a predicted model, not a curated record. The transcript has 3 exons. The coding region runs from base 1 to 723 and encodes 240 amino acids.